This is a messenger RNA of Gigantopelta aegis, 7359 nucleotides long. Its product is annotated as M-phase inducer phosphatase-like. Lineage: Eukaryota; Metazoa; Mollusca; Gastropoda; Neomphalida; Peltospiridae. The coding region runs from base 454 to 2214 and encodes 586 amino acids. The record is from RefSeq and is a predicted model, not a curated record. Gene Ontology annotation, molecular function: protein tyrosine phosphatase activity. The transcript is spliced from 16 exons. Gene Ontology annotation, cellular component: nucleus; cytoplasm. Gene Ontology annotation, biological process: protein dephosphorylation; G2/M transition of mitotic cell cycle; positive regulation of G2/MI transition of meiotic cell cycle.
AGUGCUUUGCCUGAACACAUCCCAGGUCCUAAUUUGACGAAACUUACGUGGACAUAUAUAUCUUUAUAUGUGUCUGUAUUCUGGAGAUCAACAUGGACCUGGGAAAUUCAAUAAUUUACUUAUAAAUAACAUCGAUUAAGAACACUGCAUACUUUCUGGAGCACUGCAAUCUCGGAGCAUUUGUGCCAGACUGUGGGGAUUUCUUCAAGCAGUCACCAUUGUUUGUACAACUCGACUCGGAAUUACUGUCUAUACACAAGUUAAUCGCGACGGUUCUUCACCAAUCAACCACAGAAAAAGCAACACAGUGUUUAUAGAUUUAUUAAUUAGAUGAUACAUUUAGUAAACCUGCCAGGACGUUUACAUUGAUAGUUGGAUUUGAAUCGUAUCCGGGUGAGCUAAACGUAAUAUGAAUUUACGUGUGGGUGUGACAUUUUUAUCAUCGACUGGAGCAUGACAACCAAAAAACUUUUAAAACCAUCGCUACGAAUACCACUUGGAACUUUAUCAACAAGCAACAUGAAUUCGGAAAUCACAGUGGGUUCGCCUAUGUCAAAUCUAGCUCAUAAUUUAAGUGAAUUAUCAACAGGGAGAGGGACACCGAAGCGAAAAUUAUCAUUGUCGAGUGUGGACACACCAACAGACUCCAGCAAGCCAACCCCAGAACGCAUGUCAUCAACAGAGUCAGGAUGCUUUGUAGAUUCUCCAACUUUGGUUGACUCCCCAACACUGGAACUGAGUAUGCACCGGUUUAGUAGUGUAUUCAAAAGAAAUGUUGACAUUCCACCUGAUGCCUUUUCCAAAAGGAAGACCAUAGCUUUUAGAAGAAUUGAUUCCUCUCCUUUGCCAUUGUUGAGGUAUGACAGUCCGGUUGACUUCCAAGACAAGGAGAACUCGUGUGCGUGUCAGAAGGAUGAUGAUCUGGAUCUGUUUUCUGAAGACCGCCACAUGCUUGAUCUAGACGAGUCCAGCUCUCAAGACAGUGGUAUCGACAUUGACCGAGACAAGGAUGAACGUUUUCGCUUUGCUGUCCCUGCUAGUGUCCCGCCGAGACGCCCAAAAAUAAUUAGUGAAGACACAUGCUCACCUCAGAAAUACUCCCCUGUUAAAUCUCCAUCUAAGAAGAGAUCAUUUUCAGAAACAUUUAGUUCAUCAAUUGAUGAUACGCCCUUACCAACAUUUGGUUCCACAAGUCCUGUCCAGCUGAAAAUGUCGCCAUUGACCAGCACUGAGGGUGAUGUAGAUGACGGCUUCUUGGAAAUCUUUGAUCAAGAAGUAGCUACGAUUAAUGAUCACGUACCAGGAAGUAUGACCAAAUUAUUCAGUGCUCCUGUCCUGAAUAAGUUGCCAAAAGUCACAGACGAUGACGACACUCCAGUUACAAGAAGAAGUAUACCUCGCAGGUUUAUGCGAUCACAGUCAUUUGAUGUGCGGUCCCUGCCUUUAUCUUUCAAACGCAUUGACCCUCCUCAAGAUGAAAGUGCACCCAUUCAGAACAAAAGAUGGAAGCCUGCUAGUGAAGAUGAUGAUACAGUAGUUGACAUGAAGAUUUCUACCUCAAGAAUGCUGCACCGAUGUCAUUCAGCGAGUGAAGCAUUGAUGAUGUCCGCAUGUGCCCGACUUAGUGAAGAACCCGACCUGAUAGGGGACUGCUCAAAGCCUUACUGUUUGCCGACAGUACCCAGCAAACAUCAAGAUCUGAAAGGAAUCACCCCAGACACUCUCUAUGCUUUGAUGACCAAUCAGUAUGUUGAUGUCAUUUGUGAUCACUGCAUAAUUGACUGUCGUUACCCAUAUGAAUUUGUUGGCGGGCAUGUGCAGGGUGCCCAAAAUUUGUAUACCAAAGAUGACAUAAUAAAGGAAUUUAUUAACAAGCCUCAGAAAAAGAAUGAAAGUGGGAAACAACAAGUGCUUGUUUUUCACUGUGAGUUUUCAUCAGAACGGGGACCAAAUCUGUCUAGAUUUUUGCGGAACAGAGAUCGUGACAUGAAUAAAGACUGCUACCCUGGCCUUAACUACCCAGAAAUAUAUCUUCUAGAAGGUGGAUAUAAGGCUUUCUAUGAAAAAUAUCAGAACAUGUGUGACCCUCAAGGAUACAAGCCCAUGCUUCACAAAGACCACAGUAAUGAUCUGCGUCACUUCCGAGCCAAGUCCAAAUCGUGGGCAGGGGAGAAGACAGCUGGGCGCCCCGGCCUGCGCAACCUGAAGUUUUAAACUUCAGGACUUCAAUAUCAACACAAUUUAUGAUUUCCAUUAUAAUGGUUUCCGUGGCUCAUUAAUUUAUUUCUAAUAUUUCGUGCUCUUAGGAUUCAAGUGACAGUUAUUACCAAUAUGAUUACCCACUCCUUGAUUAGUUUUUUUAGGUGGGAUCAUUUCCACCCCUAAAAACUUAACAUAAAAACUGGCUUUACUUUUCUGUACUUUCAUUUCCUCUUGUGUUCUUGAAGAUUGUUCCUGAAGAUUGUUCCUGCUAUAGUUUCUUUUGAGCUCUUUGUUUCAAGAACAUGCAUGCGGUAUAUUUACAAAGUGCACAUUUAUAUGUUAUUUAUUACAGAUGAAAACAUUCUCUUUGCUCUCAUCUUAUCUUAUUUCCACUCCCAUUAUCUUUCAGUUCUUGUGUUCCACUUGUUACUAACCCAGCCCAAUUUUCUACCAGGUUUUUUUUUUGUUAUCUUGGCCAUUCCCACUCAUCAGCAAGCCAUAUUUAUAACUGUAGGCUCAUUUUCAUUUGUUUAACCAAGUGCAGUCAUUAUUGGUCAAAUAAUAAUAGCGGUUGACUAUUCUAUUUAUUUAUUUAUUGAUUAAAAAGAAAGUAAAAUUGUAGAAACCCCAUACAAAGAACAUGUUAACAUGUCAGCUUCUAUACUACAUAAAUAAAAUACAAAUAGCUUACAUUGUCAAUGCUGAUUAAUAUCAGAUUAUCAAAACAUUGAUUAUUUGAUGCAUUUAGCAUUUGAUUAAUGAGAGAGUGUGAAAUAUGGUAGUUUUUCAAAGGUGAUGACGACCUUCAUAGACCUGUACAAAUAAACAACAAUGGCAGCGACCAAAGAUGAUUCUUUUUAUCGUACGCCGAAAACCUUUGGCGGAAAAAAAAAAAUAGACCUGUACAUUCUACUAACAUUUUCGAUUUAUCAUAUAUGAUAGACACCUGAUAUCAUCAGUGCACUUCAAAAUUUUGUGAUUUAUUUUUUAAAAUACAUUAUGGUGUUAAAAAAAUUAUAGUGGGAGUUAAUUUGUUAAAGCACAUGGAUAUUUGUUCUCUGGUGUUAUUUUCUGCAUACAAAUGAAAAUGUCCUUCAUGUAUCCCUCUGUGCAGUGUAGUCAGCUUCUAGGGCUCAGUUUAUAAAGUGAUCUCAGAGCUAAGAUCACCUUAAAUACUUGGCUACCUUAUGCCCUUACGGUGAUCUUAGUGCUAAGAUCGCUUUGUAAAACAGGGCUCUAAACAAUACUAUUAACCAACGAAUGUUAAUUUUGACGCGAUUCUGGCUUGUUUGCUCAUGAAUUUGUUCUUCCCUUUCUUUGUCCAUUCCUCGCAUCCUUUGCGACAGACCUGCUCAUUUCAAUCAUUGUGUCACUUGAAUUCUACAAUAAGACUGGAUGAUUUUGCUUUUCCGUCAUAGAUGUGGGCAAACAAAGUGCUCAUCAUUCACAUGUGUUUGUCUUGCUGUUUAUAUAUCCGCUGUUGUGUGUUUCAUGGUGGAAAUCUUGUACAUACUCCAACACUGUUAUUUCUGCACCAACGUGUACAAAAAACAAAUGAAGUUAAAACUAUACAGUUUUCAGUGUGCCUUCUAUCGACUGUCUUUCAUUUCUUCCAUUUUCUCAUCUGUCGAUCUUUCUGGCAUGUCUUUAUAUCUGUUGUAUAUUGGAAUGUGUGGAUGAAUUUGUGUAUAUUAUGUGGAUGGAUAUAUUUAAUAUAAAGUAUGAAAGUGAGUGCUAUUUUACUAUGAAUGUCAUAGUGUAUGUUUCACGAGGAAGGAGUUAGUUUUAGUACAGAAUUUAUUUUAAAUCAGAAGAAUAUUGCAAAAUAUUUACAUGUAAAGAGAAUUAUGAUAUUUCUGUAAAGGCCAUUCCUGAACGAUUCUGUUUCAAGAGUUGGUGUCUGCUUUACAGAUUAUAUUUUCUGUACCUCGGAAACAUUAUCACUUCAACUAUUUACUUUUACGGUUUGUUUCGUGAGUGUUUUAUCAGAUUUUUUACUUAUUUUCCUCUACUGUUAUCUGACUAGGAAUCCCAUCACUGAUUUUGUGAGUUUAAAUGUUUCAGCUUGCACUGUGAAGUUGUAAAAUUUAAGCCAUGUGUGAUCAAUGUCUGUAAAUGUCAGUUAAAGAAAAUACAAAUCAUUGAACCACAUAUAAUUAAAGUCACUUGACAGUCUCUUCGGUCAGUAACAAAAGUUCUGUAAUAUUUAAUUAUUGAACUCUUUUUCUUUCUUUUGAUAAAAAGAAUUUAAAAAGAAUUGAAAAAAAUUGUUUGAAGAAGUAAUAAAUGCAGACCGAGUUGCAAAUGUGAAAGUCAUGUGUCUUUGGGUUGUUGUUUUUUACUUGGACUGUAUGAACAAAUAUGAAUUCAGCAUGCUACAUCUGGGUAGCCAGUUUUUAUUCAGUCUUUAAAGUAUAACUUGUUUAAAUGAUUCUUUAAUUUUUUAAUUUAUGGAAUGCUGUUACAAGUGCUGACAGCCUUGUAGUGAUAUUCAUAAUGGAUGAGUUUACUAUUUUUGUUCUGUUUGAACACAGCAAUGGUAAACGUACAUUUUGUUAAUGGAUUGUUAAAGAUUUGAAAUAGACAUACAUAUCUUAAAGAGAUAAAGUUAAGUUAUACACGUACCAACAAACUCAUUUUAAAUAUAAUGGUUUUCACUAUAUAAAGCAAACAAUGAUUGUGUCUUUCAAUAACAAUCAAAUACAUUUGUUUGAGGCUACUAGAAAAUAGUUAAAAAAAUUCAGGUAUAUAAAUACUUGGUGAUAGACAAGUUUCCAUAAUGUUUUAGAAACAAUUUAAAGUAAUUCCAUUUCAUACUCAAAUCAGGUUUUAAAAUUUUAUUUUCACCUGAACCAUUUUGUAUGACUGGCACUUUGAAAAAAGAUGCUAAUAAAUUAUAUAUACAUUUUUAAUGAGUUUGUUAACAGAUAAAUCUAACCAAAAACUGAUACAUGUUUGUGUAUCUGUAAAGUAGCCCACGUCAUGUUUGUCCAACGUUUGUUUUUCUAGAUCUGUUGUUUGUGUUAUUUAUUUAUAGAGCUUGCUGUUAAUAUCACUUGGUGGUAGAUGAGGAUUGCUGAGAUAGAUAGAACUCUGUUAAUCUGCUUGCAUUUUACAUCAGCUUUUGUUUGUCUUUGUUACUUAUGUUUCUGUUAUUACUGUCAAAGUAAUAGUUAAGGGUCAUCAAUACUAUUUUGUAAUUUUCAGAAGUAUUCAAAUUAUCUGCUAGAGAACCCAGCCCCCCCCCCCCCCUCCCCCACCCCCACCCCUCGACUUUCCCCAAAUUACUACACGUCAAAAUUCAUUUUAAUCAUUACUAUUUAUUUACAAAGCAUGCAUUGUCUAUGACCCUGCUCCUUCCAGCAUGAAGUUUGAAUGCAUGUGCAAAUUGUUAGCAGAUGACCCUUAACAACUUUAUUGUGUAAAAAGACUCUCUUAAUCAUGUUAUCUAAAUGUCUUUUUAAGUCUUUAUGUUUGAAAGAUUAUACGCUGUCUUUGUAUGAUUUGUUUUUAUUUUUAUUUAGAUUAGAAUGCUUUUAAAAUUUUAUAUAUAUAACCAUGGAGCAAGAUGACGCCCGUCUUAAAAAACAGACAUCUUUCUUCUGCUGUUAUAUUGACACACUGCCUUUACCUCGUCUGCUUUUAGCCUGUCUGUCAUUCUGUCCGACCGCCCUUUAUGUACCUCUCGGCCUGUCUGUCAUUCUGUCCGACCGCCCUUUAUGUACCUCUCGGCCUGUGUGUCAUUCUGUCCGACCGCCCUUUAUGUACCUCUCGGCCUGUGUGUCAUUCUGUCCGACCGCCCUUUAUGUACCUCUCGGCCUGUCUGUCAUUCUGUCCGACCGCCCUUUAUGUACCUCUCGGCCUGUCUGUCAUUCUGUCCGACCGCCCUUUAUGUACCGCUCGGCCUGUAUGUCAUUCUGUCCAACCGCCCUUUAUGUACCUCUCGGCCUGUCUGUCAUUCUGUCCGACCGCCCUUUAUGUACCUCUCGGCCUGUUGGCCAUCCUGUCCGACCGCCCUUUAUGUACCUCUCGGCCUGUCUGUCAUUCUGUCCGACCGCCCUUUAUGUACCUCUCGGCCUGUAUGUCAUUCUGUCCGACCGCCCUUUAUGUACCUCUCGGCCUGUCUGUCUCUGUCCAAUCUCUAUUUAUUAUUAUUUCCUUGUAUUUUUUUUUUCCACAUCUAGUUUCCUACCAUGCACUUGAAAUGGGGAAAGUAUAUAUAAUUCUAUAUCAUUAUAAUGAACAGUUUAGCAUAAUUUUCCAUUUUGUCUGGUUUUAAUCCUACAUUUAUUCACAUGAAUUUCUGUCCCUAAACAUUUUUGGUUUGAGAGUGUAAUUAAGGUAUCUUGCUAUAGUAGUUUUCAAACUGGAUGUGAUGAGGGAUGGAUGUGUUAUAAAAGACUGAAAAGAAAGUUUUCAUUAUAUAAAUGUAAUAUCUAGCAGACAUUGAAGUUGUAGAAAAUCUGAACCUUAAUUUUGAACAGUUUCAAUACAUCACCUUCCAAGUUGACACUUUAUUUUUCAACUGGGCCACAAGGUUAAUCCAGCUUCUUUAUUAGCUAAUUUCAAUUUUCUCAUUUUUAACAUAUUUUAAACAAUAUUUUUAAAGUUUAUAAUAGUUUUAAUUAAAGUAUCUUCUUGCAUGUUAUCACUUUUCCUUCCUUCAAAAGUUCAGGGACUCUAAUUCUUAAUCAUCUUAUGGUUGCAAGAUGAGAGUGAAUCAUGUGCAGUGGAAAAUGUGUAAGAAAAAACUAGUACUGGAGCAACAGUAUUAAGUAGUAGUGUUGUGUGCAGUAUUAUAUAAUUACAUCUAAAACUGUAAGAUAAUGUGUUGUUUCCAUGGCUACAUUCAUAAUUGCAUCUAAAACUGUAAGAUAAUGUGUUGUGCCCAUGGCAACAUUCAUAAUUACAUCUAGCACUGUAAGAUGUGUUGUGUCCAUGGCUACAUUCAUAAUUACAUUUUAAUAUCGUAUAACAUAUGUUGUGCCCAGUGUUCAUUAUUGUAUACAAAAAGCUAGAUAUAAGAUGUCGAUUUGUAUGAUGGUAUUUAUAUGAUUCAGAAUAAUUCUAUCAGAGAACAUUAAUAUUUGCAGAUCUCAUUGUGGACUAAUAACUAAAUAUUUAACCAUGAAAUAAAAACUUGGAGAUUGACAUCUA